AUGGACGUCAAAAAAGAAGAGCUCGAGGAACAACAACAACAACAACCCUCCAUUCAACAAGACCAAGAUUACGACGACUAUGAAGAAGACUAUGACGACUAUGACGAUUACCUAGACGACGAACUCAAUGACGCUGACUGGGACAAUGCAACAGGAGAUUUCACAAAGCAAUACAAUCGUCUUCGUCAGCAAGUGAAUGCAGUCCAUGCUCCAACAAUGUCAAAGCCCAUUGUGCCAGCUGUCAACCACAAACGACCCGAGCUUAAAAACAACAGCACAGCAGCAGCAGCAUCGUCGACAACCACCACCACCACACAACUCGAGGAUAAAAAACAAGCGCUUGAUACACAGAUUGAAAGUCUUGGUCAUUUCGCCAAUCGUAUCCAUGUUGCCGACUAUGUUCCUGGAUCCAAUAUGAUGUCAGGAAGUAGGAAAGCCAAUGGUGAAAGAUCGAUUCAAAAGGACAAGUCCGAUCGAGCUACAGUGGAGCAAGUAUUGGAUCCAAGAACACGUAUCAUUCUAUUCAAGAUGUUGAAUCGAGGCAUCUUUUAUGAGAUCAAUGGUUGUGUCAGCACUGGCAAGGAAGCCAAUGUGUAUCAUGCUACCACAGAGGAUGGGACCCAUCGAGCCAUCAAGGUGUACAAGACCUCUGUAUUGACAUUCAAGGAUCGUGAUCGUUAUGUCACUGGUGAAUACCGUUUUCGACAUGGUUACAGCAAAUCCAAUCCACGCAAAAUGGUCAAGGUGUGGGCUGAGAAGGAAAUGCGCAACUUGAGACGUCUCAAGCAGGCUGGUAUCCCUGCUCCUGAAGCCUUGGUAUUGCGUAUGCACGUGCUUGUCAUGGAGUUCCUCGGUGAUAAAAAUGGAUGGGCUUAUCCUCGGCUCAAAGACGCACAAUUGGACGCAUCCAAAUACCCUGUAUUAUACUAUCAAUUGAUCAAGAAUGUUCGUACCAUGUAUCAAGUAUGCAAGCUGGUUCAUGCCGAUUUGAGCGAGUAUAAUAUCUUGUAUCACUCUCGAAAGCUGUACAUUAUUGACGUUUCUCAAUCCGUUGAACACGAUCAUCCUCACGCCUCCGAAUUUUUACGUAAAGACUUGGCCAAUGUGACCGAUUAUUUCUCCAAGAAAGGUGUUCGUGUCAUGAGUCUUAUGGAGCUAUUCAAUUUUGUUACGGACCCCUCUUUUGGUGAUGACAAUGAAACAGUCGAUCGUGAAUUGGAAAAGAUUCAAGAGAGGCUUAAUGCAGAACCUGAAAAAGAACGCAACACAACAGAAGAAGAGAUUUUCAUGAGAUCGUAUAUACCUCAGACACUCGAAGAGGUCAUUGAUGUGGAACGAGAUACUUUGCGUGUAGCUGAUGGUGAUGGAAAAGAUCUUGUUUAUGCAAACCUAUUGGGCGCAUCUAAUUUUGAAAACACGGCAAAGACGGUGAACAAGGAAAUUGCAGCAUUACGGAUAGACGAUACAAGCAGUGAGGAUGAGGAUGAGGAUCAAGAGAAUGAUAGCGACGCUCAAGACAACUCGGAUGACGAGGAGGAGGAUGAAGAUGAAGAUGAUGAUGAUCAAAAGCCACGAGGCAAAAAGUUUGAAGACAAGGAAGCCAAAAAGCUCCGUAAGCAAAAGGUCAAGGAAGAGGCAAGGGAACGCCGGAAACACAAGUUGCCCAAGGCUGAGAAGAAGCGUAAGAUUCAAAAUUCUAAAAAGAGAUCAAAGAAAUAA
Messenger RNA from Lichtheimia ornata, 1719 nucleotides. RefSeq lists its product as uncharacterized. The record is from RefSeq and is a predicted model, not a curated record. NCBI's taxonomy places the organism in Eukaryota, Fungi, Mucoromycota, Mucoromycetes, Mucorales, Lichtheimiaceae. Bases 1 to 1719 code for a protein of 572 amino acids. Gene Ontology annotation, molecular function: protein serine/threonine kinase activity; ATP binding. Gene Ontology annotation, biological process: maturation of SSU-rRNA. Gene Ontology annotation, cellular component: cytosol; preribosome, small subunit precursor. The transcript has 7 exons.